Plutella xylostella (diamondback moth) is the source of this 309-nucleotide messenger RNA. RefSeq lists its product as uncharacterized. The record is from RefSeq and is a predicted model, not a curated record. Lineage: Eukaryota; Metazoa; Arthropoda; Insecta; Lepidoptera; Plutellidae.
AUGGAAACAAAAAGCACCUUGCCUUCUUCAAACAAUUUGGCUUGCCUUCCAAUACUGGAAGAUGGCAUGGUCUAUGUGGCAAUAAAAGGAUCCUUGCACGCAAAUGAUUGCUCUGUUUUUGGUUUGGGACAGGAAGAGAUAAGAGCUCUGACAAAAAAGUUUCCUGGUUCUGGAUCUGGAGUUGUGAAUGGAAUUACUAUCAAAAGUAAUGUGCUGAAUGCUAUAAACUCCCUCGCACAACUUGGCUACAAAGUGAUAUCCAGCACUGGAGAGACAGAGAUCACCUGGACCCUGCAGCGUGAAGUUUAA